AUGGACAGACGGCGUGUAUGUGAUGCAUGCUCGGUCCGCAGGGUCAAGUGCGACGGCCAAGCUCCGUGCGGCGCAUGCACAAAGUCUUCAGUUGAUUGUACACGUCUAAGGCAGAGGGCAAAGUCUGGUCCGAAAGGUGUGCGGAAGAAGACACUCGAACGAUUGAAGACGGUCAAAAGGCAGAAUUCUGGAGAACCUUCCAUAUUAGGAAGUCGUGAGCUCGAACAUCACAACAAUGAGCUGAUUUUUGACAAUAUCGAAGAGACUGUAGCGGUCGCUGGCUCAUCUGCAUACUCAGACGUACAGCAAGAGAUACACGAAGCCGGUCUCUGCUUUCUAGACACUCCCGGGCCGAGCCAACAACCUGCAACUGAUUUACCGCAAAUGCUGGCGUGGCCAUUUCGUAUGAGUCUAGCACUUCUGGAACCCUACCUCGAUAUCUAUCACUUCAAGCUCUAUCCGGUGUGGCCAGUCGUGAAUAAAGACGCGCUUCUAACGAGGCUUCACAACCUAGCGCCGGAUGUCAAUGCUUACAUGCUAGCCAGUAGCAUAUGUGCGGCUACGAUGCUUCAGCUUCAGCUAUCGGUACUCAGCAUGGGCGGCGACGUGCUCGAUCCGAGUGUCAUACUGUCGGAAGUUGAGAAUCUCCGACGAGUCCAUGACUAUCGAGAAAAUCCAACCCUAGAUCACCUCUCGACAAGCUUCUUCAUGCACGUUGCAUAUAUACACCUUGGCCGCCGAACAACCAGCACACUUCUGCUCCGAGAAGCAAUCACUUUUGCCUACAUGCUUGAUCUGCAUAGACCUUCCCAUUACGACGAAUUUUCGGAACCAGACAGACAAGGCCAUCUUCGAAUGUUCUGGCUUCUAUUCAUCACGGAGAGGGCACAUGCAACACAAUAUGAUAUACCUUGUAUCAUGUCAAUUGAUCCAGGUAUGCCGGAAUUGGAUACCGAAAGUCAGUCCUACGUCUUGUCUGCCUUUAUCAUGCUUUGCCAGAUGUUUAGAUCCUUCUCCGACGCUUCUUCUGGCGCACGGUUGACAGCAGAUGAUCUGACAUUGUUCAACAAUCAAUUGCUGAGGGUUCCUACUCUUACGGAGCACCACAAUGACCUGCAAAAAGCCGAUCUCUCCGUCACUCAACAAUGGCUUCGCCUCAUGUUCUGGAAAUUGGCCAUCAACAAGGUUAUCAUGACUGCCAACACGAACGACGACAUCAGGAGCGUCUUCUUUCCCAUCUCUCUAGCCAAAGAACUGCUCACCAACAUAUCCGCCAUGUCAAUUGACACGCUCGAAGCACAUGGACCAGGAAUGGAGCUCAAGCUCUUCGAAGUCACAAAUUCGGUCGCCGACAUGAUUACACUCAACCCUCGCCAAACAACCUCGGCACUUGAGAUUGGACCGCAAGAUAUCCUAGUCCACCUUGCAACUAUUAUUGGCAGAUUUAGGGGUGGCAACAAGACUCUGCUUCCCUUGUUACAAUCUCGUCUGUCUGGCAUUGGACUUGACUCUUUGAUACUACCUCGUAUCACUGAUGUCACUUAUGAUUCUCCGGAUACGAAUAGGGAAAAGAGUUCGAUUGAGAGCAACGAAGCAUUGGCGGAUCACAGUCUCGAAGACGAGUAUGGCAUAUUGUUUGGUCCAUACUCUCUUGAGCACCAGUCUUAUGUGUAA
This is a messenger RNA of Aureobasidium pullulans EXF-150, 1674 nucleotides long. RefSeq lists its product as uncharacterized. The transcript has a single exon. The record is from RefSeq and is a predicted model, not a curated record. Gene Ontology annotation, molecular function: DNA-binding transcription factor activity, RNA polymerase II-specific; zinc ion binding. NCBI's taxonomy places the organism in Eukaryota, Fungi, Ascomycota, Dothideomycetes, Dothideales, Saccotheciaceae. Bases 1 to 1674 code for a protein of 557 amino acids. Gene Ontology annotation, biological process: regulation of DNA-templated transcription.